Scatophagus argus is the source of this 4710-nucleotide messenger RNA. It is a transcript of the gene phf20a, whose product is annotated as PHD finger protein 20, a. Gene Ontology annotation, cellular component: NSL complex; nucleus; MLL1 complex. NCBI's taxonomy places the organism in Eukaryota, Metazoa, Chordata, Actinopteri, Scatophagidae. The record is from RefSeq and is a predicted model, not a curated record. The transcript is spliced from 17 exons. Bases 383 to 3613 code for a protein of 1076 amino acids. Gene Ontology annotation, biological process: regulation of transcription by RNA polymerase II.
GUUUGAUGCAUCAACAGCAUAGAUGGCGUGGUGCUGCAUGUCGGCUUUUUGAGUUCAAAACAAACGUGACGGAGUAGGUAAUAAGAUGUAACGGUUGUACAUUUUGCUGUUCUGUUUGCGUAAGUACUGGCGUGUCUCUUGUUCGCUGUGUGCUUUUUCCACUGGGUGCUUUUAAAUGUCUCCGUGGAUUGUCAGUUAUGGAAGUUUAAUGCUUUACAUUUCCACGCCGUUCGCUCUGAGCAGGAAAAGUACAAAAACUAGGCCUAACGCGAGGCCCCGAGAAGCUCGGUGACUGAUAGAUGCGCAGCCAAUCAUACGCAAGAAUCCCGCCCCCGGAGACUCUUUCAACCAGUCAUAAUUUCCCACAGCGCUGACGUAAUCGAUGGUCUUUCGCGCUACGCCCACUGGUUAUAAAACACCGGACAAUAAAAGUGGCAAUAGAAGUAGAAGUGGUCAACAAAAUGAUAACCUUGAAGAUUGUUUUUGUUGUGUUUUCAUUGCUGAAUGUCUGCUUGAAAAAUUAAAAAGCCGUGGAGUGCGGUUUUAUCCGAACAUUACGGAAGGGAGCCUUGAUGUGGGCAGUAUGAGUAAGACGCCCCCUACCAGAAGAGGGAUAACAUUUGAGGUGGGAGCGCAGCUUGAGGCCAGAGACAGCCUCAAAAACUGGUAUGCUGCCAACAUAGAGAGGAUUGACUACGAAGGUGAAAAAGUACUUAUCCAUUACCGCCAGUGGAGCCACCGUUACGACGAGUGGUUUGACUGGACCAGCCCCUACCUGAGACCAGUGGAAAGAGUCCAGCUGAGGCGGCAGGGCCUGCAAGACGACUCUCCUGUACCUGGCUUUCAUGUGAAUGACAAGGUCCUUGCCAGCUGGUCUGACUGCCGUUUCUACCCCGCUAAGGUCAUUUCGGUCAAUAAAGAUGCAUCUUACACUGUGAAGUUCUAUGAUGGUGUUAUCCAGAAAGUGAAGGGAAUACACGUGAAGCCUUUUGUUAAAGAGAGAGGUGGUCCUGGUGGAGGGAAGUCUCGGUCCACUGAAAGGAACAUGGUUAGGAGGGCCCCAAACCGUAGAGACAGGAGGUCUCAGGAGAACGGAGGUCCAAAAAACAAGCGAGCCAGACGCAGCACCUCUGACCAGGAGGAGGACAGCAACAGUGAGGACGAAGAGCGUGAAGAGACAAUGGUUAUUGAGAAAAACAAGAAAACAAACGGUGAAGUGGAUGCUGUACCCAGUAUCAAACAGGAAGAGGAAGUAUCAGAGCAAGCAGACCAGAGCAAGCCCAGAGAUGAAGAAAAGGGAACAAGCCUCACAAAUGGGGUGAAGGUGGAAGAAGAUGCUGAGCAUAACAAGGAAAGAUGCCACAUAAAUGGAGAGGUAAAAAAGGAAGAGGUGCAGUUAGAAGAGAGUGGAACAAAGCCAUAUACAGAAUCACCUAAGCCAUAUGCAGAGUUGCCUGCUCAGACGUCAGCACAGAUGGAGCAGGUGUCUGUCACUAUGACAACCACAGAAUCCAAUGGAGAUGUGGAGCAGAAGCCAAACGUCCAAUCAGAAAGCUCUCAGCCUGCAGCUGAUGUGCCACCUCCACAGCCUGUGAAACCGGUAAGGAAGCAGGGCUUCCACAACCCCAACAGAUUCAGCAGAGAACCACUGUACCGAGUUAUCAAAAACCAGCCUCCCCCCGUCCUGUCCAUCAACCUCGACCACAACCCAUUUAAGUGCAGUGCUCCCGGCUGCACAAAGUCAUUCCGUAAGGCCAAACUGCUGCACUACCACAUGAAAUAUUAUCACGGAGAGGAACAGCCUCUGGAGGGGGAGCGCAGCCCCACCAGGAAUGUCCAGACCAGGGCCUCGGAGAAACAGAUUACUGCCACCAGUUUGGAUGGCCCAAAGAGAAGACGAACCAUUUCUGCCUCUAUGCAUUCUGGAGGAGCUGCUGCAGCUCCUCGUGGUGAGGUGAAGACUGCAGGUAGGCGCACAUCAGCCCCACCUGUAGUCAACACCCAAGGCCAUCAGCAGAGGGCACUGCUGAGGGAGAAAAGCAAGGAGAACCAGCUGGACAGGAAUGGAUGCCAGCAGCAGGACAAGGACUCAGACAAGAGUUGCUUUGACAUUGGGUCGCUAAAAGACAAAUUGAAGGAGAAACCAAAGCAGAAGGACUUCCUCCGCAUUAAACUAAAGAAAAAGAAGAAGAAAAAGAAGGCCAAGUCUGACUACACAGGUAGUGAGGAGAAUAUUGACAUCUCAGUAUUGGGUCUUCAGUCCAAAUUGAAUUUGCCACUCAAAACCCCCCCCUCACACAAUCACAAGCCUGAGGCCUACCCCUGCAGGCCUGGAUACAGCUACUCAGAACAGAUACAUGUGGAUGAUGAGGAUAGCAUCAGUGACUGGUCCACCGACAGCUGCGGGUGGAGCGACGAUGACUUUGGGGUGGAUUUGGACUUGGCUACGCCUCCGCUGAGCGUGGACUCGGGUGCUGUGGACACAAAUGACCAAGAGAUCGUGCGAUGUAUCUGUGAGGUGGAGGAAGAGAAUGACUUCAUGAUUCAGUGUGAAGAUUGUUUGUGCUGGCAACAUGGCACCUGCAUGGGUCUGCUGGAAGACAAUGUCCCAGACAGAUACACCUGCUACAUUUGCAGAGACCCACCAGGUCAGAGGCAGAGUCUGCGUUACUGGUAUGAUCGUGAGUGGUUGAGCAAUGGCCACAUGUAUGGCCUGUCCUUCCUGGAAGAGAACUACUCUCACCAAAAUGCUAAGAAGAUUACCACCACCCACCAGCUGCUGGGAGAUGUACACCACCUGGUAGAGAUCCUGAACGGACUGCAGCUCAAGAUGAGCGUCCUACAGAGCAACACCCACCCCGACUUGCAGCUGUGGCGGCAGCCCUGGAAGCAUUUGGAGAGGUCACGAACCAUCUCUGACUCAUGUCGUGGCAGCGAUGCAGCUCCAUCUCCCGUGACUCCUGAUGAGGACAUGAGCCGAGGUGAGAUUUUAAUGUCCAACGCGCUGGAGAAGCUGAGCCGGGCUGCCACAGCUGCUGCCACCCCCUCUUCGUCCUGCUCUUCCUCCCCCUUCCCAUCCUUCCAGGACUCAUACAUUACCAGUGAACAUUGCUACCAGAAACCACGGGCAUAUUACCCGGCGGUGGAGCAAAGGCUGGUGGUGGAGACUCGGCAGGGUUCAGAGCUGGAGGACAGCAUGAGAAGCACAGAGGAACUGUUGGAACGGGAGCAGCGCUACGGAAGCCUGUUGGAGACCGACAAGCCCAAAUCAACAGGCACCACUAACAAGGCUUCGAUGGGUGGCUCUUGGUUCCAGGCUGAGACGAAGGAAGAGGAGGGAAGAGAUCCUGAACAGGCUGCAGACAACAGCAGACAGCAUCAGCAGAGGCAGAUCAAUCUGUUGGAUCACAUAGAUGCAGUGCAGGAUGAGGUCUCGCACAGGAUGGACUUCAUCGAGAGGGAACUGGAUGUGCUGGAGAGCUGGCUGGACUACACCGGGGAGUUGGAGCCUCCUGAACCCCUGGCCCGUCUGCCUCAGCUCAAACACCGCAUGAAACGCCUGCUGACACAGCUGGACAAGGUGCAGCAGAUCGCCCUGUACAGCUCCACGUGAGGGCGCCAGAGAACAGCAGUGGCCUCAGUCCCCACACAGCAUGCAGGAAAAGUGCGGCACAGGAAGCUCACUAACAAUAUUACUGCAAGUGCAAGACUUGGUUCGUUCGGCACUUUCUCUCUGAUCUGAAAUCUGCUGCUGUUUUCCUUUUUCAAAAGGUUCUGUGUGGAGGAAUCCUAUGCUACAGCCAGUCAGUGUCUCACAUGAAUAUUUUAAUGGACAUUUAUGGAAAGUCAGCAUCUUAAAUCAGGAUCUAUCACAUAAAGUAACCUCGUACGUGCAGGGGAAAAUCCUUCGGACCAGAUUAAACUGCUAUGGUUCCCAUGCAACUCUAAACCUUAUGAAUGCCUUUUGUCUGAGCUACUGCGUAAGGUUGCCCUGUCUCUCUCAGUACACAGUGCUUUAAAUGCAGAAGCUUUAUAUCCAAAAUUGCAGUUGAGUUCCUGAACUUACACAUUGUUUUUUUUUUUGGAACAUGUUUUCAAAUGGUCACCAUUUUCUGAGUUUUUCUCAAAGUUCAGUUUUGGUUAUGUGUCCUGACAUACUGCAUUAAAACUCUAUGUACAAGCGUUCUCGUCAAAUCAGUUUUUGACGUACUCAAGGGUUUGUUUUAUUCUACACUGUGAAGUUAUUUUUGUCUGGAAUCAAAGGCAUCAUAUUUUCACUUUUAGACACGACAGCAAGUGUGAUUUAUGUUUCGUCUAAUGCUUCUUCCCUGUCAGUCCUCUCAUUCAUUAUACUAGUUCUAUUCUUCAUGUGUUUGUCAACUGCUGUAUCCCUUACUUCAGUUUACUUUUUUGUGUUGUUGCUGUAGCACUCUUUUCUUAACUUAGCAUUUUGUGCUUUGUCAGUGACAAAUACUACUUAGUCGACAUGUAAAUUUAUUUUUUUUUCUUUGUUCUGUUUCAUCUGUUUAUUUGCAGUAUUUUGGUUUGUAAAUAUGUUAUUCAAAAAUAUGCUCUUCUGUAUUGAACAUUCUCCAAAUUCAGAUAUUGUAUGCUACUGUUCUGUACGUGUCUGGCUUAGAAGCAGGGAAAUGUCAAAAACAAUGCAAACAGAUUUGCUGGUACAUAAAUAAACUCAUUGUUAUUAAUCAC